This is a messenger RNA of Mizuhopecten yessoensis (Yesso scallop), 3197 nucleotides long. RefSeq names its product cation-dependent mannose-6-phosphate receptor-like. The coding region runs from base 1 to 1206 and encodes 401 amino acids. The transcript has 10 exons. Gene Ontology annotation, cellular component: trans-Golgi network. NCBI's taxonomy places the organism in Eukaryota, Metazoa, Mollusca, Bivalvia, Pectinida, Pectinidae. The record is from RefSeq and is a predicted model, not a curated record.
AUGACUUUGAAGUCAACACGACAAGGAAACAACAGAAAACAGUCGCAUUUAGCAAAGGCAUCACAAGCUCCUACAAAAACGGCGGCGGAAGAAAGUGAUCAGCCUCUCAGUGACACAUUCAGGAGUUUUACUGCCGACCUUGAAAGGACCACUCCCGAUUUAAAUUUGUCAAAGUCUGAUCAAGAUCCUGUGAUUCGUAAACAUUUAUUCAAUCACGACAACAAUCAGAUAUUGUUCAGGAAGCGUCCCGAUUCAGCCGUUUCCAGCCGAAUUCGUCCCGAUUCUCCCGUUCUCAAUCUGAAUCUGAUCCGAUUUGUAUCUUCCGCAUGGUUAAAAAACGACCGAAUCUGUCCCGACAGCGUCCCGAUUCUCCCGAACGCGAUCCGACAGAGAUCAGACAGUGACCGGACAGUGAACCGACGCAUUCGAUAUGUUUCAUUGGAGGGAAAGACAAGACCAUCCUUACUUUUCCAUGUUAGCCUAGGAAAUCACGUGACAUCCGAACAACAAACAUGUACGAAGACAUCAGCAUGUGCAUGCCAAUUCCCGGACGGAUCAGGUGUGGACUUGUCACAACUCGAUAGUAACGACCCUCAAAACCCACAAUUUCCAGACGUAUCUCCUGAUAUCGGAAGCGACCAAUUUUCAUGGAAUCCCUGUACGGCGUUUAACGAGGGAAAUGGGUGCUCCGAUGUUGCGCUAUGUGACGUCCAUCAGAACGAUAAGGAUGUGACGUACUUUCCAAUAGGAACCCAGGACACAGCAGAUUUCUCAUAUAACAGUAAGGGUCAGCUACAAAUAACCUACAUCUACGCGGGUACGGGAGGAGCACAGCGACAGUCCUUCAUCUCUCUCACGUGUGAUUCCACACAGAGCGCCCUUUUCUCAGCCACAGGAGAGAAUCCUAGUGGCAGCGGCAUGUAUUACUUUGACCUCACGUCUACAAUUGCUUGCUAUCCCAUGGGUACCUCCAGUAAAUCAUCGCUCUCCGUCGGCUCCAUACUUUGUAUAGCAUUCGUCAGUAUCAUAGUUGUUUACUUCAUCGGGGGAGUAGUGUUUCAACUUGCUGUUAAGAAAGAACGAGGAAGUAACUUAAUUAUUCAUAAAGAUGUUCUGAUCGCCAUUCCCGGACUGAUCAAGGACGGUACUAUGUUUAUUGUCCGACGUGGAGGAACAACAUCUGAACAAAAAAAGUUAUUACGUUAAAAUCUUAUUAAAAUUGACAUUAUUUUUAAUCAUGUAGAAGCAUAUCCGCAUAUGUAAAGAAUGGUGGUUUCACUUGGGCACUGGAAUGGUUUCCAAUUCAACACGGCAAUAGGGAUAAACCUACACCUAACUAAAAUCGUAGUAUUAAUGCUAUUUAUAUUUAUAUCACAUGACAACAGGUAACGUGCGUAUGUAUAUGUGCGAACCUUUCCUCUAAUCAAAUGUAUAAUUACAUUGCAUCAUGAGUUAGCGUUAGGCUGUAUUUAUGAAUACAUUCAGGAACACGAAGAUGUUUUAUAUUGAAUAUUUAUCAUUAAUCAAACAGUUUUGACUUUCGUUAGGCUGCAUGACUUUGUAUAUGCUACCGUUAAAACCAUGUGAGUACACCUGGAAGACAUCGCAGCAGUGAUGAAUCGACUUAAAAUCCGGGCUGACGAAAAUGGUAUUAAAUUUUCAAAAUCCAAAUAUAAAUGUGCAUGCAUUAUUGAUAACUUUGUUAACUCUAUGACGAUUUCAAUAUUAUUCUCGGGAGUAAACCAAUUUCUGUAGUUGAACAAAUUGAAUUCACGGACGAUAUAUCCUCAAAUUAACCACCUUUUCUUCCAAUUCUUCAUUAAUUUUAAGCUUUACAGCGUAUCAGUGUACAAAUAACAUUUAUAUACAGUAUCAGACACUGCAAUACUACAAUCGAGAAUGGUCAAAACAUACACGAUAGUUACACAAGUUUAUCAUUUCAUCAUGGUCUUUCUUAAUUGGUUUGCUUCAAAUAUGUAUAUACAUAAACUAGUAAAUUCCUUUUGAUAAGUUGUACACAAUAAUUGUAUGAGCUUAUAAGCAGAUGGUUUUUUUCAGUUAUACAUUUUUGGUACUUUCAUAUAUAAACUUUAUUUAUUUGCAGCUACAUGGUAGUGACAUAGUAUGUAUAACUGAAUCACACCUUAACCCUCUAAUCCCAAAUUCUGAUAUUAAAUUAGAGUCAUUUUCAGAUGAAAUCCAUAGGAAAGAUAGGACAACAGGACAUGCUGGUGGUUAUAUUAUCUAACAUAAAAACAAUAUUCUUACUAAACGUAGACAUGAUCUUGAAAAUGAACAUAUAGAAAUUAUGUGGAUAGAAGUUUUAAUUCAAAACCGUAAAUUUCUGCUUGGAUGUAUAUAUAGACCUGAUUCUAAUAUCAUAAACAUAAAGCAUAUACAAAGACUGUAUGGAUGUAUAACAAUACUGACUAUAAUAUUAUGAAUGACGAACUAAAUGUUAUUUACUGGAACUUGAUUGCUGCUGAUAUGGAUACCCAGGAAUUUAGUAUGUUUUUAACUAAAUCUAUAACUGACCUGCUGAAACUAUUACAAUCCAACCUGAUGACAAGCCACGGAAUAUCAAUAUUAGGCUAAAGAUAAGGCAAAUAAAUAGGAUACAUAAAAAAGCCAGACAUACUGACAAAAUAGAGCAUUGGAAUAAAUAUAAAUAAAUAAGGAAUGAUGUUUCUGGUAAGAGACUCAAAACAUAAUUAUCUUGAUAAAUCAUUGCCCCCUAAUAAAUGGAGGAAAAUUGCUAAAUCCAUAACUAAUUUUAACAAUAAAACUGAACCAAUUCCACCAUUGAAUGUUAAUAAUACACUGAUUCAACAUCCAACUGAUAAAGCUAAAGCCCUUAAUGAAUAUUUUACUUCUAUAGCCAUAACAUCAGAUACACUUGCUGAAUCUCCAGUAUUAGAUAUAUCCACUCUAUCAAAAUUAGAAAACAUAAUAGUCUCUGAACAAGAUGUUGAUGAUCAAAUUACUGUAUUAAAUGAAAAUAAACCAGCAGGACCUGAUGGCAUGUUACCUAAAGUCAUAAAAAAAAACUUCCUUAAUACUCCCACUUACAAUUUUAUUUAACAAAACUAUAUAUAACGGGCGCAUACAUGGGCCAUGGAAGAUGGCUAAUGUUAGUGUUGUAUACAAAGGGAAUGGUUUAAAAAAAAAAUUGUUCCAAUUAUCGACCAAUAUCUGUA